Messenger RNA from Prorocentrum cordatum, 1677 nucleotides. Lineage: Eukaryota; Dinophyceae; Prorocentrales; Prorocentraceae. The record is from the annotation of a GenBank genome assembly.
AUGCCGACGGUGCUGGUGGAGGCCAGCGGCCCCGGCGCGCCCAGGCGCCUGCAGCUGCGACACGUGGACCCGCGGAGCUCCGUGGGCGAGCUGAAGGCCCGCGUCGCCUGGCACUGGGAGGUGGCCCCGUGCUGCCAGUGGCUGCUCCGAGACGGCCGGGCCCUGCGAGACGAGGAGCUCGUCGGGGCCCACGAGGCGGACCCGCUGCUCCUGUCGCUGAGCACGACCUGGCCGCUCGCCUGGGCGGAGCUGGCGGCCGACCUGGCGGACGCCCGGGGCGCCGUGGUGCUCCCAGCCCUGCGGUCUGCGGCGGAGAUGAGGGCGAGCGCUGGCCUGCAGCGCGGCGACCUGCCACACGAGUUCAUCGCUGCCCUGGCCGGGUGCCUGCAGCACCCCGACGCGGCCGUGCGCGACGCCGCUGUGGGCACCAUGGCUGCGCUCGGGCUCCACGGCGACCAGCCGCUCCUGGCUCUGGUCGUCGAGCUCCUGGAGCACCAGGACAGGGACGUGCGGCUUGCGGCGGCGCGCGCUCUGGGACAGCUCGCCGCCGCGGGCGAUGAGUGGGUGGCGAACGCCGUCGCGGCCCGCCUGGGCGCCGAGGACGUGCUCACGCGGCUGGCCGCCGCGCAUGCGCUGGAGGCGGUCGCCGAGAGGGGCGGCGCGGGCUUCGCGGCGGCGCUGGAGGCCCGCCUGCGCGACCCCGACCGGGACCUCCGCCGCCACGCGGUGCGGGCCCUCGGCCGGCUGACGGCGCCGGGCACUCCGCGCGCCGCUGAGGCGGCGGCGCGGGCCCUGGAGGACCCCGACGAGAGCGUGCGGGAGGCCGCGCUGGAGGUGCUGGCCAGCGGCGGCCCGUGGGGCUCGGCGGAGGGCGUGGCCCGCCGGCUGGAGCACGCGCGCGAGGAGGUGCGGGCGGCGGCAGCAAGGGCGCUGGGCGCGGCGGCGGCGCGCGGGGACGCCUGCGCCGUCGAGGCGGCUUGCUCCCAGCUGGCACACGGCGACGUGGACGUCCGCGCCGCCGCGUGCGCGGCGCUGCGAGCGGCAGAGGGCAGAGGGGACAGGCGCGCGGUGAGCCGGGCGAUCGAGCUGUCCUCGCACCCCGCGCGCGACGUCCGACUCCUCGCAGUUCAGCUGUUCGGCGAGUUCGCGGGGGGCGGCGAUCUGGAGGGAGCGGAGGCAGCGUUGGUGGUCCUCACGGAAGACUCCGACCCCGACGUCCGGGGCGCAGCUGUGCAGUCCCUCGGCGUCGCCGCACACGCGGGGAGGGAGCCGGGUCGUGUCUGCAGUCGUCGCGCGGCUGCGGGACGACGUCCCUUCGGUCCGCCAGAGAGCCCUGUGCGCACUGGGCGCUGUUGCCGAGAGGGGCGACGAGCAUGCGGCGCUAGCUGUGGCCCGCUGCCUGGGCAGCGCCAGUGCUGGCGUGCGGCUGGUCGUGGUCCAGGCGCUGGUGAGCGUGGCUGCUGUCGGGGCGAAGCACCCAUAGCAGCGCUCAGUACGUGCUUGGACGACGAGGACGGCGAAGUUCGACAUGCUGCAGCGCAUGGCUUGAGCGUCGUGUCUACGAAGUUUGACGAGUACACCUGCGACGCCCUGGCUGCCCGUUUGCCCCAAGGUGCCGGCACCGCCGCCGCCUGUCACGCAGCGAGCUCGGCCCUGAACGCCCUCCACAUUGCGUGA